AUGAGCUUUCUUGUUUUGCCAAGGGUUACGGUCAAUCUACCUACAGUAACAGUGCAAAUAUCGGGAUGGGAGAUCCCAGAUGGAAUCGAUCUAGCGGAUCCCACUUUCUUCCAAUCAAAAGGUAUGGAUUUAGUGCUAGGCAUUCAGGCAUUCUUUAGCUUCUUCAAGAAAGGCAAUGAAUUAUCGCUGGGCGAUGGUUUACCACUACUUACCGAGUCGGUUUUCGGUUGGGUGGUUGCCGGAGAAGUAGAUUCUACUAGAAAGACCACACGCAUAGUAUGUAACAUGGCGGCGUCUGACACUUUGGAGAAGUUAAUGGAGCGGUUUUGGUCCUGCGAGGAAGUGGGAAGCGGCAAAAUUUACUCUCCAGAGGAGGCGCGCUGUGAGGAGCAGUUUGGGCGCACUAUUCACCGAGAGUCAAACGGUCGGUACACAGUAACACUUCCCAAGAACGAGGCGGUCUUGGAACGGUUAGGGUCAUCAAAGGAUAUCGCCAUGAAACGCUUUCAAGGACUGGAAAGAAGGCUUUCCAGGGACGAUGAACUUCGCAGACAAUACGAGGAUUUCAUGACAGAAUAA
Topomyia yanbarensis is the source of this 579-nucleotide messenger RNA. RefSeq lists its product as uncharacterized. The coding region runs from base 1 to 579 and encodes 192 amino acids. The record is from RefSeq and is a predicted model, not a curated record. Lineage: Eukaryota; Metazoa; Arthropoda; Insecta; Diptera; Culicidae. The transcript has a single exon.